CUCCCCGCUGCGUGGGCCCUUUAAGUCCAUACAGCUGUUUGCUUCUCAUCGAAGUGUUCGGGGAGUGGUGGGCGCCUCCGGGUGUGGUGGUCGCCAGUCGUGCAGUUUGUUUUGCACCCGUGCAGGGCAGGUAGUGCGCAGACCACACGCUGCCCACUCCAAAGCUGUGCAUCAGUGGCUGCCUGCGUAGUCUCUCGGCUCGCGGUGAUGCUGAAGCGACCGCCGAAACAGUGAAACGUGGCAGUAAGUUAGUGAGAGGAAACUUAAGACGGUGAAACGGUGAAACAUACUAUAGAAGACACGGGGAAGACAUCACUGGAGAAAGAAACUGAAUACGGUGAAACGGUGAAACAUACUGCAGAAGACACGGGGAAGACAUCACUGGAGAAAGAAACUUAAGACGGUGAAACGGUGAAACAUACUGCAGAAGAAACGGGGAAGACAUCACUGGAGAAAGAAACUGAAUACGGUGAAACGGGGACACAAACUGCAGUGGAAGGGUUAACAUAGCGAAGAAACGGGAGAUUUUACGAUACGAUGUGAAGGAAAGACGCAGUGAAUCAGGUGGACUUGGUGGAAGGGGAUUUUGGUGGAAGCGAGAUUGAGAAGGUGAAACUACUGCGAUAUGUUGUGCAAAAAUGUGGCUUGAAACUGCAAUGAUGAAACGGUGACGCGUUGUGGUUGAUAACUGUGAUGAACUGACCACUAAGGAAAGGAGGAAGGAAGGAAAAAGAAUAGCUUCUGUCUUGUGUCAUUUGCUGAAAGAAAAAGAAAUCACAACGGACGAAGAAAAAGCAAUAACCACAAAAAAUAAAAAUAAAAACAAAAAGAAAAGGAAAUCACAUCAGACGAAAAAGAUAAUAAAAAAACACAUAAAAAGAGAAAAUACAGAAUAAGAAAAACUGAAAAUCAAAUCAGACAAUAGGAAUAACAAUAAAAAACUCCACCUAGUCCAAUAAAGGAAGAAAUCACACCUGACUAAGAAAUACCCAUAAAAAAAAUAACUUCUUCAAUCCCCCGCAACCAUGACGCUUUUGCAAAACUUCGACUACCUUGGGAGAGCGAGAGGGAGCGCCAAUCACGGGACCCUGGAUAGCCUGGACACACUGGACAGCCUAGCACAGACCGCCACAGCCCUUCUCACAGCCUCGGCCAGACACAGGACACAGGCAGGGACGGGACACAUUCGACUCACGCGAGACCUCAAAGUGCCGUGCGUGGAGGAGGACUCAGGGUACCAAACCAGCGAGAACGAGGCUGAGAACGAGAACUGUAAGGAGAACGGGAGGGAGACUUUAGACUUGGGGUACGAAAGGAAGCAAGGACCCGUCAGACACCCUUUUAGCCAUCACGGAUCUGACAUUUUGGACUUAUCGUGCCAAAGAGGAGAAAAUGGAAUUACUACAGACGGAAGUGAAGAAAAUUUGGACUCAUUACAUGAAAUAAGAAGAGGAAGACGUAUUAGGCAACCUUUUAGCCAGCAUGAGAUAGAGAUCUUGAACUUAUCGAACAGAAGAGAAGAAAAAGGACCUACCGGAGCUGGAACUGAAGAAAAUCUGAAUUCAUCCCACGAAAUAAGAAGAGAAAGACGUAUUAGACAAGCUUUUAGCCAGCAUGAGAUAGAGAUCUUGAACUUAUCGAACAGAAGAGAAGAAAAAGGACCUACUGGAGACGGGACUGAAGAAAAUUUGAACUCACCCUACGAAAUAAGAAGAGAAAGACGUAUUAGACAACCUUUUAGCCAGCAUGAGGUUGAGAUCUUGAACUUAUCGAACAGAAGAGAAGAAAAAGGACCUACCGGAGAUGGGACUGAAGAAAAUUUGGACUUAGAGCAAGAAAUAAGAAAACUGAAGCAUACCAAACGGCCUUUUAAUAGCAUCGGAGGUGAACUCUUUGAAUUACCACACGAAAUAAGAAAAAGAGAGACAAACAGAGUCUCCUUUAGCAACGAGAGCGAACAUUUCAACUUGGCAAAUGCGAGAAGAGAACACGAGCGGCUUCAAAAUAUCUUAACUAACAAGAGAGAACAUUUGCACGUAGGAAUCGAAAGCAGAAAACGAGAGCUUGACCCUUUGAGCAUCGGAAGCGAAACAGUUGACUCAGGACAUAAAAGAAUAAAAAGAAGACGAACUGAAAGGACUAUAAGUGACGAAGGUGAGGAUAUUUUGAGCCUAGGAGACGAAGAACAGGAAGAAAGGACAAAAAGAAGAAGUAGAGACUCAAUACAUGGCGAAGUUGAAGACGUUUUGAGUUCAGGACACGAAAGAGCAGAAAUAAGACGAACUGGAGACGAUACAAGAAAAAAUGUUAAGGAUAUUUUGAGCCCAGAAGACGAAGAACAGGAAGAAAGGACAAAAAGAAGAACUGGAGACUCAAUACAUGACCAACCUGAAGACGUUUUGAGCUCAGGACACGAAAGAACAGAAAGAAGACGAACUGGAGACGAUACAAGAGAAGAGGUUGAGGAUAUUUUAAGCUUAGAAGACGAAGGGAAGGAAGAUAAGGCUGAAGAAUGGGACUUAGCACAUGGAAGAACAAAAAGAAGAACUGAAGACUCUGUAAGUGACCCCGCCGAUGACAAUUCAAACCCAGACGACGAAGUAGACGAAAUAAAGGCUGAACCAGGAACAGAAGAGGCCCUUGACAACCCCCUUGCGGCCACAUCCACCCACUCACGACUCCACUGCUGCAACAACGGCUUCUUCAGGGCCACGGGCGGGACCCCAAGCGUCUUCGAGUCCAACUGCGGCUGCACGACACACAACCUGGUGGACUGGCGGACGAGAGUGACCUGGACGGACCCGAACCUCCUCCAUCAGGUCCGGGUCAGGGAAGUCACUGUUCUAAGCCCAUUCCGCACCUCUGCCAUCCCCUGGGGGCUUUCUGUCUCUCCCUGGAGGUCCUGCCCGACGCCCCAGUCCAGUCCCCAGCCCCAGCAUCCUCUAUCUCUGCCCCAGACGCCCCAGUCCCCAGUGUUAGUCCCCCAGCCCCCCGCCAGCGCGCCCCAGCAGCCCCUCAGAGUGAAAAAGGAGCAGAUGGAGGACGAUAAGAGUGUGGAAGAUGAUCGCGGGUACAGGUGCGGCCAGGUGGGGUGUGGACGCACCUUCUGCCGCAACGAGGAGCUGACGAGGCACCUCAGGAUACACUCAGGACAGCGCCCCUUCGUGUGCCAGAGGUGUGGGCGCCGCUUCGUUCGUCGUGACCACCUGACGAAGCACCAGCGCACGCACCUGCCCACCCAUGUCAAGCGGUCCUACACCUGCCCCCUACCGGCUUGUACGCACAGGUACACCCGCUCAGAUGCCCUCACCAGACAUAUGUGGACGGCCCAUCACCUCCGCGCGCGCCAGCCAACUCGGGGGAGGAGGGAACCGAGGGAAGAGCCGGCGCAGGACCCGAAGAAGUGAUGGACGGUGUAAUGCUGGUGUUCUCGAGCCCAUGAAGAGAAAGGGGUCCGUCUCGUGUUGUUGGAAUCGGUUUAAGAAAGAGAAUGAAAGAAAGGAAGAAAGAGAGAAAGAGAGGAAGAAAGAGAGAACGAAAGAGAGAAAGAAAGAAAGAAAGAAAGAAAGAAAGAAAGAAAAAUAAGAAGGAAAAAAAGAGAGAAAGAAAGAAAGAGAGAGAAAAAAGACAGAACGAAAGAGAGAAAGAGGAUGAAAGACGGAAAGAGAGAAAGAAAGAAAAAAAGAAAGUGGGAGAAAGAAAAAAAAAGAAAGAAAAAGAAAGACAGAAAGAGAAAAAAGAAUGAGAGAAAGAAAGAAAGGAGAAAGAAUAAAAGAGAGAAAGAAGAAAGAUUAAGUUCUGUAAAUAUCUUAAGUUGUAAAAAGCAAAAAUCGCGUAACUUCAUCCUGGUAACGAGUGUGAUGGCUGAAUUGAUAGGUGGAGAUUGAUGGUUAAGUAAAUAGAGCAAUAAAUACAUGAUUGAA
Messenger RNA from Eriocheir sinensis (Chinese mitten crab), 3923 nucleotides. Its product is annotated as nestin-like. The transcript is spliced from 5 exons. Lineage: Eukaryota; Metazoa; Arthropoda; Malacostraca; Decapoda; Varunidae. Gene Ontology annotation, biological process: regulation of transcription by RNA polymerase II. Gene Ontology annotation, cellular component: transcription regulator complex; PcG protein complex. Bases 1026 to 3407 code for a protein of 793 amino acids. The record is from RefSeq and is a predicted model, not a curated record. Gene Ontology annotation, molecular function: RNA polymerase II cis-regulatory region sequence-specific DNA binding; DNA-binding transcription factor activity, RNA polymerase II-specific.